AUGGUUUCAAUCAAGACUCUUGCCGGUGCCGCCCUGGCCGCCAUGCCUUCGGCUUCCGCCUACAUCUACAACGUGACCGCUCCCGACACAGCAGCUGCCGGCAGCACGGUUACCGCUACUCUAGACACGGCUAUUUACGUCCAGAACUACGUUGACUACUCUAUUACCUGGGGUCUGAAGCCCGCCAGCUGGAACUGCGGCGAGGUUAUCUGCGUCGGAACCCAGAUUGACUUCACCCCCAUCUAUCCCGACAGCGUUCCUCUGAACAGCUUCACGGUCGACCUGACUAUUCCUAACACCACAGCCGCUGGUGACUACCAAAUCGUUGCAGCCAUCCCUUACUUGGUGGGCGCAUCUGGAUCGUUCGACGUCAACGCAUUUUACGCCAACAUCACCAUUACCGCCUAA
This is a messenger RNA of Truncatella angustata, 408 nucleotides long. RefSeq lists its product as uncharacterized. Bases 1 to 408 code for a protein of 135 amino acids. The record is from RefSeq and is a predicted model, not a curated record. NCBI's taxonomy places the organism in Eukaryota, Fungi, Ascomycota, Sordariomycetes, Amphisphaeriales, Sporocadaceae. The transcript has 4 exons.